Molecule: messenger RNA, 1049 nt
Organism: Salvelinus namaycush (lake trout)
Lineage: Eukaryota; Metazoa; Chordata; Actinopteri; Salmoniformes; Salmonidae
Product: ventricular zone-expressed PH domain-containing protein-like
Exons: 5
Biological process (GO): regulation of signal transduction
Cellular component (GO): plasma membrane
Molecular function (GO): phosphatidylinositol-5-phosphate binding
Source: RefSeq, a predicted model, not a curated record
GGUUGAGGAGGAAUCAGAAGGCCCUCCCUCCCCUUCCCCAGAGGCCAGUGUGUGUGGGGGUGCAGGGGGGUUGGAGGCCAGUGUGUGUGUGGGUGCAGGGGUGUGUGGAAGGGGGUCAGAGCAGCGACUGCAGGUGAAGAUCCAGGCAUUUGAGGAGAAGAUGGGGGAUGAGGGGGGAGAGGGGGAGACAGACGGCGGGUCAACUACACACCAACGCAGAUACAGCAUGGGACAAGCCGCUAGAGAGGAAUACAGAGAGAUGAGAUUUAACAGGUCAAAGAGUCUGGCUCUGCACGCCGUGAGGUCACGGUCCAUCAACUCUGAGAGUGGUCAGGAUGGAGAAGGGGUGGAGCUAACGUCUGAUGCAUUUCUCUCAGUGUCCCCACCCAAUCAGCAAACGGAAAACUUAGACACCUCUCCCACUGAGAGGGAACUAACCAAUGAGGGUUCCCUGUCUCCCGCCACCCCUCCGGCCACGCCCCGUGAGGAACAGAGGGAUGGACAGGGAGAGGGGGAAGGAAGGAGAGGAGUGAAGAGGGACACUGGGAAAGAGGACAAGCUGUACAGCCACCUGAGGGACAACAUGGAGAAGAUCAAAGAGUUCUGUUCUGUGAUGGUCCAACAGAUCCCCAUACCAGAACACUGUGUCAUAGAAGACUCAAGCCGUGGCUGUGUUGCAAAGCUGUCGUUCUCGUGCCCUCUAAAGGGGCAUUACUGUCUCUAUACCAAGUCCUGUUUCACCCUCACCAGCCUCCAGCCGCACCUCUGGAUCAACAUCAUGCUGCUUCACCUACAGAGUAAGCACAGCGCUCCCCUCUCCUCUCUGGAUGACUGUGUUCAGAGGUUGGGGACACUGUGGGAGAGGACCCAGCUAAAAGGAGCUCACGGCUUCUCCAUGGCCAUGACACAACAGCCCACUCCACACAGAAAGGACCUGGACAGUCUGCAGAUCCUUCUGGAGGAGGUGCGUUUCUUUGACCUGUUUGGCUUCAGUGAAGCGGAGGGCAGCUGGCUCUGCUACAUGUGCAACAACCCAGAGAAGGCCACAG